AUGCCAGACUACGCCUCUCGCAAGUUCAUUGAUCUCAUUUUCCAGACGUCAUCUAAGUGGGCUGAUUGGGACCCGCCGGUCCCGAUCAAGGUCGGAAGCUUCGGGAAGAUUGAUAGGCCAACUGGAGUGUUUAUAGCGGACGGGAAUAUAUACGACGAAGCAUUUCAAGAAUCAUUCAAGCAGCAAGGCUUGAUGAUCGAUUUGUCUCAUCCAUCAUGCCAGCCGAUAAUGGGUGCAGUCGAGGAAGACAUGAUUAUGUCCUCGAUGGACGUCAAAAAGAGUGAGAUUUUGAUCACGCCAAAACUCCGCCCUUCCACCUCCUUCAAGGCCGAGUUCCAGUUCCAGGAGGGCAAACGAGGUGCUGUCUUGGUAAUGCGCAAGCCGCAGCAGGAAUAUAUUCCUCAGGGCAGGGUUCUGAGCAUCAUCCACGAGGCGCACCAGUUGAAGGAUAAAUAUAUCGUCAGCAGUAUAUUUACGUGUCCAGGGUAUUAUCUAUACUUGUCCAACAGGUCCGCAGAGAGGGUGACACUGGUGCUUACUGAUAAUACUUCGCUCACAACUCCAAUAGACGUAUCUACUGGCGGAGAAGCUUCAAUCGAUUGGUGGACGGACGCUCAAGCAGCGUUUCUCCGAAAGGCGUUUGACAAAGCUGGACAGUACCGUUACACGCCUCUCUUCGACCUCAAGCGCAGACAACAUUGGUUUAAGCGAAAGUUCCGUGGGCAGAGGUACAAUCAACAGAAGAUAAUAUGUGCGUGGAUUAAAUGUCCACCACCAUGGGAUCCUCUUGAUGAAGACGGAAAAGAAGAUAUCGUGUACGAUGAAGUACGUCAGGGUUUGCUAGUCCUUCGUAUUAAUCUUGACCUAUGA
Molecule: messenger RNA, 870 nt
Organism: Suillus discolor
Lineage: Eukaryota; Fungi; Basidiomycota; Agaricomycetes; Boletales; Suillaceae
Exons: 5
Coding region: 1-870 (289 amino acids)
Source: RefSeq, a predicted model, not a curated record